Messenger RNA from Orbilia oligospora ATCC 24927, 2736 nucleotides. RefSeq lists its product as uncharacterized. The transcript has a single exon. The record is from RefSeq and is a predicted model, not a curated record. The coding region runs from base 1 to 2736 and encodes 911 amino acids. Lineage: Eukaryota; Fungi; Ascomycota; Orbiliomycetes; Orbiliales; Orbiliaceae.
AUGUCUGCACCAUCCAACGCAUUAAUAUCAUUCCAAAGCGGCGGGUCCGGAGACAGCGGUUUCUCAAAUUCCGGCCAGAUAGACUGGGUCACCCUCGCUGGAUCUUCCGUCAAAUUUACAGUCGAUGUGCUCGCACGUCUCUCAAAAGCUGGCAUCGAAGCAUUCACACUCGCUGCAUCCUACGCAGUGCUAGGACGAUUCAAACUUGGUGAUCAGGCGGAAAUUGAAGUAUACAACUCCGUCGGAAAGCUAAGGGCCUUUUCUAGCUUCAAUAGCGCUUUAUACUUUGGAUUUGGUGUAAAGCAUAUUGUCAGGAGCCUAGCGGACUCAGCUGAGGGUCUAUCUAUAGUCUCUCUCUGUUCUAUACUAGCAGACUUCUACGGAAUUGACCAUUCUGGAUUGAUACUACGGGAGCUAUUCAAACUACUGAACCCUCCAGUCGAAUUUACGCCGACUAUGACACAAUGGAUCAACUUAAUAAAAGCUUGCGCGGGAGCUCUAUCGCACUCAAACUUUAAGAACCAUCUUACAGGAAUAUCCAGUCUAUAUUAUGGUCUUCAUAAAGAACCGAAGCAGCUCGUGAGAGGAAACGCGGUUCAAAUCGCGUCAGCACUGUUUGGACUGAACCAAGUUUCCUCUGGGAAAAUUAACGAGGCAUUGAUCGUGGGGGGUGCGGAUUGUGCCUUGAUUGCGGCAAUCGCCUCGUGGCUUUUAGACCUCGACGUGGAGAUUAGAACAGCAGGUUCUAGACAAGUAGUCUUCAAACACACGAGUGCAACCAAGCGAAAAGGAGCAGGGGGUUAUUUUGUUGCUAUAGAAUUCACUCAGCAGUCUGUAAUUGGCCCCCAGAGCCAAUUGGCAACCAGGUCGUCAGGAUACCGACGCGUCGUUGAAGUUCAACAGUUAUUUGCCCCUGUUGGUGAAGGUUUUUCUAUGAGUGCGACUGUAUGUACACGGGUAAGCUGGUCAAAUGCUCUAAGGGAGAUCUUUGGAGAAAACUCCGAAGAAGCAUUGUCAGGAAGUAUUUCCGAGAGCAUGGGGAAGCUAUUUGGAGCCUUAAUGUUGUGCAGUUUAUUUAAGAAUUCAGCCUUUAUUACUAUGAUUUCUAGACCCCCAGACUCUUGGGUAUAUGCCAACAAGGCGAGCCAAGGCCUAGGGCUGCUAUCGACGGUAGAAAGAUGGUUUCCAGAAUGUGCAGAUACACAAUUUUCGAGGGUAGCUGCGGCGACAUAUACGAACUACCUAAAAUUGGUGAGGGGGGAUGAUCAAGGCCACCAUGCCAGCAAAGCAGCAUGCGAAUCUAUUUUAUCCCUCGGUCAGGUGCAUUUUGAUAGCAUGCUAAAGCAAGCCCAAGGCAACUGCGACCCCGCACCAUUUAUCCAUAUGUCUUGGUUUCUAUUCCAUAUUUCACGUUGCCUCUCCAUCUGCGAGGUUGAUCAAUCAAUAUUACCUUCGAGAGCUGGUCUAAUAUUCUUUCUUGAGCACAGUCGAAAUUAUUUGGAUGGGCACGACCUGGGCCGUAGCCCUGGUUUUGGUUUCCUUAAACCACCUGAAGUUUUUUUCAGGCCGAGCUCCUUAGACUUUAGGAGACUUCUUGCUGCCCAGGAUGCUCUGCGUAUGACGUCAUACGAGGAAUUUACACCUUUCACACUUGCCCAAAUAUUAUUCAGUGGGAAAGUAGGUUACUACAACUCCCAGGGCCGGGUCGGGAAUCUCUCGAACAUAUCAAGCAAAAGCGCGGAAGUUACGAACGGAAUCUGCUUUGUCUUAAAUUCAUUAAUAAGGCUUAGCCACAACCCCGAGGAAGUUGGGAAAAUAUCAAUCUUCCCGGGGGGCAUACACUACCAAGGCGAAUGUUUCAAUCAGAUCAUGGACGAUCCAGGACCUUACCCGGUGGCGAACUACAACAUUCUAUCCGAAAUAGAAAAAGUACCAAGAGUACCCGAAUUGAACCUGUGCCACUUACCCACCCAUAGCCUCAAUGAUCCUAAGCCUCAGAGUCUAGACGAGAAUAUUGAUUCAGAUUCUGGUACCUCUAUCGAAUUACUCGUCAGCGACAUUCCGAUCGGAGAAGAUAACUUCCACGAUAAUCCUAACGGUCCAACAUCACAAAAUCCGACACUUUGGGUACACUAUCGUAUUGCCAAAGGCCCCAACCAGCAUAAGAUUCUUAAUUUAGGACCCACUCAGUUUAUUCAAGUCUUGUUUUCGCACAUUCCAUUUAACUUGAGCUUUUAUUGUGAGGUAGCAGGACUUAGCCAGGUGGAUACCAAUCAGAUACCUCCUCCAGACGCACAACCUGCUACUCUAUCACCCCCAGAACCUGGGUCCCAGCAUCCAGACUUUAACCCCGAAUAUAGACUCAUUCCCGCAAGCACGCUUAUGGCCUGUUUUAAGUCUGACACCCAGCGCCUGAUAUUUCAAGAUGACAAUGAUCAAAAGAAAUGGGCGUUUGUCUUAUUCGUUGACGAUCUAUUCAGCGAGAUUGCAAUAUUGUCGCUUUACCAUAGACGACCUGGCUACGAGCCGUAUCCGUCCCUAUACAGCAUACCUUUCAGUCCCGUGCUGUGUGAAUCUUCUAAACUUGAUGAAUAUGUCGCAGUAGAAAGAGCCAGCCAAGGAGAUCUCAUGAAUACCGUGGCGAUGGAACAUUUGAGGAAGCAAAGCGGAUCCAUAUUCAUCCCGCCGUUAGACCCGACGGGACCCCCAUACCCUCUCCUUAUUCUACAGAGAUAA